AAAAAAAUGUAUGGAGGAGGAUAUCCCAACAACCACCAACAUUUUAUUCCUCCACCUCCAUCACCUUUAAUGGCUAUGGAUUUGGUAAUGUUUGGUAAUCAAAACAAUUCAUUACCUCAACAAUACCCACCCUCUAUUCAACAACAAAAUCAAAAACCAAUUUCCUCAAAUUUAGAAAAAAGCCAACAACAGGCAAACGGCCAACAAAAUAAUUUGUGCAAGAAAAUACUUUGCUUGCAGAUAAUUGUUUUGUUGCUUGUUUUGUUAAUUAUUGCUGGGCUGGUUGCUUAUUUUAUAUUUAAAGAAAAGGAUUUAUUUUUUAAUGGAAAAGAAGGGAAAAUGAAUGGAAAUGGAACUAAAACAAAUUAA
Meloidogyne enterolobii is the source of this 369-nucleotide messenger RNA. The record is from the annotation of a GenBank genome assembly. NCBI's taxonomy places the organism in Eukaryota, Metazoa, Nematoda, Chromadorea, Rhabditida, Meloidogynidae.